Rattus rattus (black rat) is the source of this 1419-nucleotide messenger RNA. RefSeq names its product spermine synthase-like. The record is from RefSeq and is a predicted model, not a curated record. Bases 124 to 1224 code for a protein of 366 amino acids. Gene Ontology annotation, molecular function: spermine synthase activity. Gene Ontology annotation, biological process: spermine biosynthetic process. The transcript has a single exon. NCBI's taxonomy places the organism in Eukaryota, Metazoa, Chordata, Mammalia, Rodentia, Muridae.
CCUCCUGCUCCUGGCCUCCCCCGGCGCAGCGCACUCCCCGCCCGCCCGCAGCCUGACACGCCGCGCGGUCCCUCAGUCUCCCGCGAUCGCCUCCCCAGGCAUGGCACAGGGCCUCGCCACACUAUGGCAGCAGCAAGGCACAGCACGCUCGACUUCACGCUCGGCGCCAAAGCUGAUGGUGAGGCCAUUCUGAAAGGCCUUCAGUCCAUCUUUCAGGAGCAGGGGAUGGCAGAGUCGGUGCACACCUGGCAGGACCAUGGGUAUUUAGCAACCUACACGAACAAGAAUGGCAGCUUUGCCAAUUUGAGAAUUUAUCCACAUGGAUUGGUGUUGCUGGACCUUCAGAGUUACGACAGUGAUGUGCAAGGCAAACAAGAAACUGACAGCCUUUUGAAUAAAAUAGAAGAAAAAAUGAAAGAAUUGAGUCAAGACAGUACUGGUCGGGUGAAGCGACUACCACCCAUAGUUCGAGGAGGGGCCAUUGACAGAUACUGGCCUACUGCUGACGGGCGCCUGGUUGAGUAUGACAUAGAUGAAGUGGUGUAUGACGAAGACUCACCUUAUCAGAACAUUAAAAUUCUUCACUCAAAACAGUUUGGGAAUAUUCUCAUCCUCAGCGGGGAUGUUAAUUUGGCAGAGAGUGACUUGGCAUAUACCAGGGCCAUCAUGGGCAAUGGUAAAGAAGACUACACUGGCAAAGAUGUACUGAUUCUGGGAGGCGGCGAUGGAGGCAUAUUAUGUGAAAUUGUCAAACUGAAACCAAAGAUGGUCACUAUGGUAGAGAUUGACCAGAUGGUAAUUGAUGGAUGUAAGAAAUACAUGCGCAGAACAUGUGGAGAUGUCUUAGACAAUCUUAAAGGAGAUUGCUAUCAGGUUCUUAUAGAAGACUGUAUCCCAGUACUGAAGAGGUACGCCAAAGAAGGGAGAGAGUUUGAUUAUGUGAUUAAUGAUUUGACAGCUGUCCCUAUCUCUACAUCUCCAGAAGAAGAUUCCACAUGGGAGUUUCUCAGACUGAUUCUUGACCUGUCAAUGAAGGUUCUGAAACAGGAUGGAAAAUAUUUCACACAGGGGAACUGUGUCAACUUGACUGAAGCCCUGUCGCUCUAUGAAGAACAGCUGGGGUGCCUGUAUUGUCCUGUGGAAUUCUCAAAAGAGAUUGUCUGUGUCCCUUCAUACUUGGAAUUGUGGGUAUUUUACACUGUUUGGAAGAAAGCUAAGCCUUAAAGAUGAGCAUCCCCUGAAUGAUGUGUUCUGCAAGCCACCUUCCUGACCUCCAUAUGCCAUAUAUGCCAUCACAUGAGUCAGGCAACUGUUCAUGAAUUCCUUCAAGUGGUUUUCUUUUUAAUUAUUAUUUUUAAUUUAAAAAAGCCAAUGGGAAAAAUGUAUAUUUUGAUGAGUUAGGGUGUUAAUUUUUAAAAG